Messenger RNA from Rubroshorea leprosula, 1345 nucleotides. NCBI's taxonomy places the organism in Eukaryota, Viridiplantae, Streptophyta, Magnoliopsida, Malvales, Dipterocarpaceae. The record is from the annotation of a GenBank genome assembly.
CUCUUUCUCUCCUUGUAGUUUUUGUCUAGAGUGGAGGUGGAGGAAAAGAGAAGGGGAAGUGGAGUGUGGGAUGGGCAUAAAGAGGACACAGAAGAAAUCAUCAUGACUUGGUGUAAUGACUGUAGUGAUGUGCAAACUGUGGAGAGAAAAAGGUCAAGUUCGCCCCCUCAGCUGCCGUCUGAUAGACCGGUGAUUCUGUCUGAAAGACACAAGGGUUGUUUGGUUAGGGCUUGUCCUUCUUGUGGUCAUCAGAUCAAAUAUCGUCAGCAGGCCGGAAUUCACGAUUUGCCCGGGCUACCGGCUGGUGUGAAGUUCGAUCCGACGGAUCAAGAGCUUCUAGAACAUCUGGAGGGGAAGGUUAGGGGUGAUGUUCGGAAGCUUCAUCCUCUCAUAGAUGAGUUCAUCCCUACCAUUGAAGGAGAGAAUGGGAUUUGUUAUACUCAUCCCGAAAAGUUGCCAGGAGUUAGCAAAGACGGCCUAAUACGCCACUUCUUCCACCGCCCCUCCAAGGCCUACACUACCGGAACUCGUAAGAGGCGCAAGGUUCACACGGACGAUGAAGGCGGUGAGACCCGAUGGCACAAAACGGGCAAGACCAGGCCAGUCUCCAUCGGGGGCAAAGUGAAGGGGUACAAAAAAAUCCUGGUGCUCUACACCAACUAUGGCAAGCAAAGGAAACCAGAAAAAACCAACUGGGUGAUGCACCAGUACCAUCUCGGAAACAAUGAGGAGGAGAAAGAUGGCGAGCUGGUAGUCUCCAAGGUUUUCUACCAAACACAACCCCGACAAUGUGGAUCAGUUAAGGAUGCUCUGAUUCCGAUUAAAGCAAUGAAGAUGCAAGGAAAUGAACAAGGAUUGAAUGGUCUUAAAAACAGUGGGAAUAUUGUUGAGUACUAUAAUGCAUCUCCAUUCAUAUCCUUUGAUCAAACCGGGCAACACAGAGCUAACCCUAGCCAGGUUUUUCCACAAUAUUCAGUCCAUGAAGGGAAUUUUAUACCUUAGAAGGACACACAUCUGCAUUCAUGAUGACUUUAUAAAUUAAUUAAUAUGGUUAUAAUUUUGGGAAGAAUAAGAAUGUUCUCUGGCUGGAAGAAGGCCAGAAGGGUAAGAGAUACAUUCUUUUGGAACUUUUUUUUUUUUUUUUUCAAAGCAUGCUUUGUGCAGUGACAGCAGGAAGAAAGAUUUGUGUAAAUGUGUCACAUAUUGGGUUAACUUUGGAACUGUACAAAGAUGAUUCUUACAUUAGUAGACUGGUAGACAUAUAAGUUUAUAUACUUUAUACUGGAUGUAUACUUUGUCCCUUCUAAAGUGGGAUUGUACUUUAAAAUAAAAGAGCACAUUGCAU